Closterium sp. Yama58-4 is the source of this 3027-nucleotide messenger RNA. NCBI's taxonomy places the organism in Eukaryota, Viridiplantae, Streptophyta, Zygnematophyceae, Desmidiales, Closteriaceae. The record is from the annotation of a GenBank genome assembly.
AUGCAUCCGCGGGUUUCGAUGUACGCAUCCAUUGUUGCGCGCAUGGUCACGGUGUACACGCACGUUCGAGGUGAUGUUUGCGUCGACUAUGAAGUCUCCCCCCUCUCCCCUCCUCGUCCCCCCUCUCCCCUCCUCGUCCCCCCCCUCUCCCCUCCUCGUCCCCACCCUCUCCCCUCCUCGUCCCCCCCCUCUCCCCUCCUCGUCCCCACCCUCUCCCCUCCUCGUCCCCACCCUCUCCCCUCCUCGUCCCCACCCUCUCCCCUCCUCGUCCCCACCCUCUCCCCUCCUCGUCUCCCCCCUCCCGGCACGCCCGUCACACACCCGUCUCAGGAGGACAAGGCUGUGCUUACGCUUGGAGCUGAUGGAAAUUCUGGAGAGGAUGGGCGAGCGUGUGGCGGCGAUGGGGCUCAAGUGGGGGGAGAGGCGAAUAAGGUUUUGAUAUCCCCACUCACCCCAACAGGCUUGGAGCUGAUGGAAAUAUUGGAGAGGAUGGGCGAGCGUGUGGCGGCCAUGGGGCUCAAGUGCGGGGAGAGGCGGCUGCACCAGCUGGCGAACGUGUUUGGGGAGAUGCGCCACCCUGAAACCGUCUUCUCGCACUUCAGACUCGAUGCCCAGGAGCAGGAGACGCUCUUCUGCUUCAUGCAGGAGGAGGUGGAGAAGUUGGGCGAGGUGCGCAGCUCCAUGGAGAGACUUAACACUCUGCGCUCGCUGCUCAGGAAGAAGAAACCCGCACCUGCCACAAGCCUUCUCUCUGAGCUACAAGCAGCUUCAGCUGACGCCCUGACCGAUGGAGAGGGCAAGGAGGAGGCAGAGAAGGAGGGCGACUCGUCCUCGUGGAUGCCUCGCUGCGACCUGCCAGGGGCUGAGGAGAUCCUCAAACUGACAGCAACCAUAGCAGAGCUGCAGAGUCGGUGCCUCUGGUCGGUGGAACUGGACCAUGUCGUGCGGCUGCUGGUGCUGGCCAUCAUCCUCCUGAGGGACCGAAUCAUCUCAGUCUUUGCCAUCAACGCGCGCUCCUCCGAUGCCUUGACUCGCGAGGGCUCCCUGGGCCGCGCUGGGCUGGCGCUGCGCUACGCCAAGGUCAUCAACCUGGCAGAGAAGCUCAUGAAAUACCCUUUCAUGGCCGCUGGGAGUACACGAGAUGAGUUGUACGGCCUGCUGACCUACAGCACGAAGAAAGACCUCGCCCUGCGGCUCUCCCGGCCUGUGACCUCCUCCAAGAGCAAAGACGCCAAGACAGAAGAAACCGGCGACUCGCAAACUCGCAAGGGCACAGACAAGAAAGGGGAGAAAGGAAAGGAUGGGGACGAGGAUGGGGAUGAUGAGGAUGAGGAUGAUGAUGAUGAUGAUGGGUUUACUUGGUUGAAAAAGCCUAGUCCAUUGAAUGACCCGCGUGGUCUGGGUGGGAAAGGAGGACCGGGGAAGGAGGGGGAGGAGGACGACGAGGAUAUGGAGGAGUGGGAGAGGCGCAUGCGGAAGGCGCUGAGUCUGCUGCCGACGCUGGCACAGCACACAAUUGCGUGGAACGAUGCCAUCACUGUGAAGCCGUCUUCAAACCGCAAAGCCACACGCCUGCUGAGAGUACAGACGCUGUACCAUGCACAGAAAGCAGUGAUUGAUGCAUCCCUCCUGGAUGCCCUGGAGGGAGUGUCCCGCCUCGUCGCUUCCGAUGCCUCCAACCUUACGCAGCUCAACUCGCGCAAGAUGGAAGCCAUGGCUGCCGAGGCCCGCAAGAAGCUCGACAAAGCCUCCGCGGAUUCGAAGAAGCCGCGCGCGGUCAUGAUCUCAGGGAUCUUCAAACCCAAGCGCGCUGCUGCAGGGAUCGUGCAGGGCGCGCCGCUGCCUAUGGUGUUCGAGCCGGCGACAGAGGUGGGGAAGGUCACGGAGAAAGGGAAGGCCCCGGAGCUGUCGCCGAGAGCUGCUGUGCCGUUGUCUCCCACUGGGGCGUCUGCUGCUGAGCCUGUUGCGAGUUUUCUGAUAUCUUCACUCGUCGAAGCCACUCCUGCCCUGUCUCCUCCCCCCUCUGCCACACCUCCCACCCCACCACCACCUGACACCCUCGGCUCCCCAAAAGGCCCUUUGAAACCGCGCCCUCCCUCACAGCCCCCCGUGCGCCCCCCUUUCCGGGGCUCAGCUGCUAAUAGCGCGGAUUUAUCUGGGGGAGGUGACAACCCGAGGUCUCCCAGGGGGUAUGCCGAUGGGCCGCCUAAAUCGCCGCGUGCUUAUGUGCGCUUUGCUGAUACCCCACCUGCUGGUUUGGGUGACAGCAGCCAUGCCAACCGCCCUGUGAGCCCUCUCGGCCAAUCAGAGCACUCCACGCCCUCCAUUACAAUCAUACCGCCGUCCCACGGCCGAGUGUCAUCCACGUUCCGCGCGCCCGUGCCCCCCGCGCUCCUGUCGCCCACGUGUGUGGCCUACGACGCUACUCCAAAGUCCCCAGCGCCUGUUGCCAGUUUACAGCGGCUCAAUGCGAGGAAGGAGACGCGUGACGAGCCGUUUGUGACCACUGAGGGGCUGCUGGCGCAGGCACAGGCCGAGGCCCUGAAAGCACAGGCACAGGCACAGGCCGAGGCAGAGGCAGAGGCCGCGAAAGCACAGGCCUUGAAAGAACAAGCGAGGCAAGCACAGGCAGAGGUUGUGAAAGCACACGCCUUGAAAGUUAAGGCCCUGAGAGCACAAGCACAGGCAGAGGAAGAGGUGCAGGCACAGUCUGUUGCAGUGCUGCAGGCUCAGGUGUCAUUUUCUUUGGACAGGUCUAUUGGCAGUGAAAGCCAAUCUGCUUCGUCUGAAUCGCCUAAGACUCGUCCCUCCACAGCUCCUGCUUCUGCUGCUGCUGCUGCUGCUGCUGCUGCAGCUGUUCUACGCACCUCCCUCUCUCCGCCUCUCCCUCCGCCCCACUACCCGUUUCCCAACCCACCUCCUCGUCUAGCCCUCGCCCCUCUACUGCUCCCUCCUCCUCCUCUCGCCCCACCACCCCUUCUUCCCGCCCCACCACCUCCUCCUCCCGCCCCACCACCCCUCCCUUAA